ACAACAUUGGAGAUGAAGAAGAAGACUGAAAAACACGGAAGUUUGUUUGUUUCGUAAAAUGUGGAGUGAAAAACUGCAGUAAACUGAGCCAAGUUUGAACUGUAGCGGGUUGAAUGUGAACAGAUCGGCUGAAUGAAGAGUUAUUGUUUCCAUUUGAGCAGAAAUGUCGCAUUUUAAGGAGCACAUCGAUGCUGCGAGGCGGCUUUAUGAACGAUACACGGAGUUUGUGAGGAGGAACCCUGCAGCUACAGCUCAGCUGGAGAACACGGUCCGAACCCUGUCCUACCUGAUAGCAGGGAGGUUUGCUGACUCUCAUGAGAUCUCUGAGCUUGUGUACUCAGCCUCCAACCUACUGGUCCUGUUCAACGACAGCAUUCUGCGCAAAGGACUGAGAUGCAGCCUCUCUGUGCCUCUGUCUCAGCAGAGACUCCUCACCUGGCUGUCGGUGCUGGAGUACGUGGAGGUGUUUCUGGAGAUAGGAGCUGGAAAGCUGUGGGGGGAGGCGGGCCGUUGGCUGGUCAUUGGACUCAUUCAGAUGUUUAAGGCAGUUUUCCGCCUCGUUCUUCUCCUGCUGUACAAAUCUGGCCUGCAGACUUCACCUCCCAUAAUCCCCCUGGACAGAGGGUCUGAAUGUGUCAGUGAAGAUGACCCUAACGCUGAGCAGCAGGAAGACACUUGCUUCGUGGGUCCAAGGUCGGGUCGGGUCAUCAGACCUCUAGGCAGCGCUCCAUCGUUGCAGAACCGGCUGUGGGGAGCCCCGACACAGAGGAAGAGGAGGAGCAGCCUGAAGGAGAAGACCAACAGCAGGCAGACAGAUCUGAGCUUCCAAGAGACACUCGCCGAGUCAGUUUACAUCAGCCGUCCCCUGGUGCACCUCCUGUGUCUCGGACUCUGUGGGAAGCAGUCGUGGAAGCCGUGGCUGGUCUCUGCCGCCCUGGAGCUGUCCAGCUUCGCCGUCCUCAGCGACGCUAAGUUUGAAAACCGAUGGGAAAAAGCUGAGAUGAAGAGGCGAUCCUUCCUGUUGAGCUACUACCUGCUGCGCUCGCCGUUCUACGACAAAUACUCUGAAGAAAAGAUCCUUUUCCUGCUCAGACUUCUGGCAGAUCAUGUUCCAGGAAUCGGACUCGUGGCGCGUCCUCUGAUGGAAUACCUCCCCACCUGGCAGAAGAUCUACUUCUAUAACUGGGGAUAAACCUUCAUGGGUGGAGCUGCGUGGAUGUUCCUGCUCCUCCUGGAAUAUAGACUAACAUUCCCACCAGUCCUGGGAAAACCGAUGUGGAAACAUGAUUUUGCUCUCAGAUUGAAAUAAUUGUUCGAUCAGGUUUGACCUGUUCGUGUACAGAGGUCAGCCAUGUGGAGUUUCUCCAUUCCUCCAGCCUGUGAUUUACACUCAGUCAUUUCCCUGACAGGGUUGUAUAAUUUAUGGGGAGAUCUUUGAGAAGGUACAUUCCAUUCCUGCAGGUCAGAGAGCAGGAACACUUUCCCAGAACUGUUGAUUUUCCUCCAGAGAAACUUCUCAGUUUAAUCCUAAUUAAUUUCCCUGCUGAAAUAAAGACGAACUGGAUGAGACUA
This is a messenger RNA of Girardinichthys multiradiatus, 1572 nucleotides long. RefSeq names its product peroxisomal biogenesis factor 16 (gene pex16). Lineage: Eukaryota; Metazoa; Chordata; Actinopteri; Cyprinodontiformes; Goodeidae. The transcript has 11 exons. Gene Ontology annotation, biological process: peroxisome organization. Bases 164 to 1192 code for a protein of 342 amino acids. The record is from RefSeq and is a predicted model, not a curated record. Gene Ontology annotation, cellular component: peroxisomal membrane.